AUGCUGUAUUCAUUGCGUGCAGCCCCAUAUUCAUUCACCUAUAUUGCAAACAGCCAACAAUCGCUGCUAAAUACUCACAUGCAGCAUAUCCUGAUUUUCCCGAUGGAUUGGAAGGAAAUCAAAGAGUUAUCUAAGGAGAUUGUGUAUCUGAUGGUGGGCAAUGACUCUUUCAAAGCAUACAACGAAAAGAUAGCCAGAAUGCAAAUGCAUUCAAUAGACUAUUUCUUAGUUGGUGGUGAGAGUGUGAUCAAGGGAAGCAAAAGAUACCAUUGCUCCUGUAACUACAAAGCCUGUUGGCACAUAAUCAGUGUGGUUCUUCAAUCAAGCAGCAUAAGUGAUUCUUGCACAGAGACUCACACAACUGUGUCAAAUAUACCUGAGAUUUAA
Molecule: messenger RNA, 387 nt
Organism: Ordospora pajunii
Lineage: Eukaryota; Fungi; Microsporidia; Ordosporidae
Exons: 1
Coding region: 1-387 (128 amino acids)
Source: RefSeq, a predicted model, not a curated record